Molecule: messenger RNA, 5521 nt
Organism: Spodoptera frugiperda (fall armyworm)
Lineage: Eukaryota; Metazoa; Arthropoda; Insecta; Lepidoptera; Noctuidae
Product: G-protein coupled receptor Mth2
Exons: 8
Coding region: 3790-5142 (450 amino acids)
Biological process (GO): cell surface receptor signaling pathway; G protein-coupled receptor signaling pathway
Cellular component (GO): membrane
Molecular function (GO): G protein-coupled receptor activity
Source: RefSeq, a predicted model, not a curated record
AAACCAAAGAUUAAAACUUACAAUCCUCAAAAGUAAAAUGGUUCUCAAAUAAUUUGCUCUAUAGAUCUUGUGAUAACAGCUGACUAAGGCUGCUUUUCCACCAGAGAUGUGCUAUGGAAGCUGUGGAUGCGUAUGCGAUAUUUAUUGGUACACAUAACUUAGCACUGGUGGAAAUGAACUCAGCUAAGCUAUAUUUUUUAUAUGAAUAAAUGCGUGCUAUAGAUGUGUGCUAUAGAUAGAAAGAAAGAAAAGCUGUUUAUUUUCUGUUACAAAAAUAAUUAAGUAAUUGGUCAAUAGAAAUAAAAAAUUACAUAGAGCUACACAUAUUCCUCGCACAGCUACAUUGCUUAAUAUCAGUGAAAACGGUCACAUAGUUUCACAGCUUAACUAUUGCACCUUCGUAACACAGUUACUAGAUGCAUAAUGAAAUACGUGAAAUACUUAUAGCAUAAUAUUGCAUGGCAUCGCAUAAUAUGACCAUUUGAUCAGUCAGCUAUUUCCACUGAACCUUUCUACCUUUAUUAAAUAUCUUUAUAUUAGUUUUAAAAAAACAUUAAUACUCAUUUGUUAAGCCAUAUCGACCGCACGUUUACCGAGGUGGCUGGACAACCAGCUGCCACGCAACGUGUAGUGGGUUCGAUUCCCGCACUGAGCAAUUCUUUAUGUGAAUCACAAAUAAUUGUUCUGGGUCUGGGUGUCAUGUGUAUGUGAAAUUGUAUGUUUGUAAACACAUCCAUGACACAGGAGAGAAUCCUAGUGUGGAGCAACGUUAUUUAAAAAGAGCUUCUUUUUGUAUUGAAAAAAAUUAUGAACAGGGUACACAGAGGUACACAGAUGGACGUUUGAAAAAUUUGGGUCAUGAUGGAAAACCCACCUAUAAAGUAUUGUAUUACGUAUUAUGAUAAUUAACCGUAGAACCACCAAUACAAUUAGUGUAUUAUAGGAUUUAAUUUACACUCUAGAUUAUCUUUGAAGUAAUAUAUUGGAAUGUAUUAUUUACAUUCCAAACAACGUGAGGUCUCUCCUUCUCGGGUUUGACCCGGCGAAAAUGAGCAUUCAUAUACAUUCCAUAGAAUUUAUUAGGCUCAAAAAUCUUAUUACAUACAUACGUAGUUACAUAGUAUACUUAGAGGUACAUUACAUAGCAAUGCAAUGUAGAUGUAGCAUAAAUAAUAUAGUAAGAUAUUAGAAAAUAAGUGAUUAUUGUGAUUUGAAUUAAAAAAAUAUAUAUUUAUUAAGUUAGUUUGUAAAAAAAUGCCGGGAUUAUUGUAACGUAUGAACGAAUUUAGAGAACGUAUGUGUAAAGAGCUGCUGAACAUAGCUUCACCACGGCUUCAUAGAAAACCGAAGUGAAACAACACCGGGUAGGGGCCCAAUUACCCCCCUUCCCAAUCUUCCCAGUCCCCGAUUCCCCAACAACCCUUUAAUUCCUAACCCCAAAAGGCCGGCAACGCCUCUAAUGUUUCGGGUGCCCCUGGGCGGCGAUGCUUACCAUCAGGUAAACGAGCAGACGGAUCUGCUCGUUCAGCGGCUUAUACCACAAAAAAUAGCUAAUGUUUAUUGGCACCACACACACAAAAAAAAACAUUAAUAAAUAAUAGAUCUUCCCAAUGACUUCCAGAGAAGCCUAUGUUCAGCAGUGGACGUCUUGUGGCUGAUAUGAGGUUGAUGAUGUGUAAGACAUGACUGUGGAGUAAUUCCUUAAUAAUGCUCACUUAAAAUAGUUGUUUCUUUAUAUACUUAGUUUUUGAGUUCGUAGUACAUUUUUGUAACGAGAACAUUAUAGUGUAUUUUAAUAAUAACUAUCGUGAGACAUUCUAAAUAUAAUAAAAACAACGGUUUACUCACGUAACUGUUUACUAGUUUCGAGUCACAGUGGGACUUCCUCGUGAGCAGCGUGCGGCGUGCGCAUACAUGGCGAUGUUGCACAGCCUACUAGUGGUACGUUUUCCAGUAUAUUUACGUUCGUAAACCGUUGUUUUUAGUUAACAAUAUAAGUAUGUGUUCAUAAAACAUGAAAAACAAGUUUUUUUAUGUUUCUCUCUUAUAGUUGUAGUGGUUUAGGGAUUAAAGCCCGCUUCUCGUGCAUGAGGGUGCAUAUAUUCAGUAACAUACGGUAACAUAUUGUAAUACACGGUAACAUACAGUAACACACACCGAAAUGCAAGGCGUUGUUUCACGCCAGUUUUCUGUAAGGCUGUGGUAUAACUCCACUAGCAUAGAAAAGUAGCAUCAGUAGCAUCCAACUACUGUGCUAAUAAUUAAUUAAUUUUUAGUGCCAUACUACUAAUUAAAAUACGUUUUAAUUAUAUAAAAAAUAAAUAAUUUUAGUUAUAAAGUGUACUUGUACUUAUAAUUAUUAUUACCCUACAUCACUUACAUUUGUGUUGGAGCACCGUACGUGAUUGGCCAAAAAUGGAGAGGCUAUAUGUAUAAGAUUAAGAUAAAUAAUACUUAAUAGAAUAGAAUAAACAUUGACAACGAAUGUUAUUAAGUUUUAGUUUUCUUAUGGUUAAUGAAUUAAGUAUUAGGCUACUCAUGAGUGCUAAACAGAAAUGACAAUCAAUACUCAAUGUGUAUUUCUUGUUUAAACAUUAUUUUUAUAAAUAAAGAAGAUUUAAGCAAAACAGACAUUUAUACUCUGGGCUAUUUAUUAUUCAAUAAGUAAACAUAAUAUACUUUCUGAGACUGAACAGAAAAAAGUACCUUAUAUUUUUACUGUCUCGAUUCUUGUUCCAAGUUUGACUCCCAAGUAGAGGGCCUCCCGUGCCGUUCGGCGCGCACCACAAAGAGCCAUCAGACCACAGAUGGGGCCCAGUAGUCUUUAAAAUUAAAGACUAAUUUGUUUUGGCAUAAAUUUGAUUCGCAUAACGUUAAUAGGCCUAAUGACUUAUGUAGGAAAUGGUGGUGGUGAACUUGUAGUGCCCUAUACACACAUAAUUCUGAUCAAACUAAUUUGCUAUAGUUUCUGUAAAAAUUAAGUAAUAAUGUUGGUUAAAAAUUGUAUAUGCUGUGUAACCAAAGUUAGUGACAGAACCGAAUUGCUACAAAACCGACUCCACGUAGUCUUGUUUGUCCUACCCCUAGAGUGUAAUUUAAAAUCGCGUAGCCGCGUAGAAGCGAGGCGGCCCGCGGGCUGAGGAGCAGGAGACUGCUAGCGAGCGAUCUGCUGGUGAGCGAAAGCUGUCUGCGACGAUUAGCACGCGUGGGGCCGCCGGAGGCCCGCAGCGCCAGAGCCAUGACAGAAAACCUGCUACAUGCUGCAAUUUUGUUCGCAUGCUGCUCGUUUUAUUACAUUAUCCAAGUCGUCGAAGAUAUUAUAUAAAAUUGCUAAUUAAAGUGAUUAAUUUUGUGUAAUUUAUCACUUUAUCUAAAUUGAGUGGACAUUAUAAAUAAUUGCUAGACAGUAUAUAUAAUAUCAAGAUUUAUUACUUUGGCUCUAACAUAUAGUCAGACCUAAAUUCUUGAAGAGUUGAUAGUUUCUUCAUUAAUUGAAUAGCAAAAUGUUUUAUAGUUUGUAACCUUCCUCGAUAAAUGAACUAUCUAACACAAAGCUAAUUUUUCAGUUCAAACCAGUAGUUCCGGAAAUUAACGUGUUUAAACAAACAAGUUCUUUAGCUUUAAUAUGAAUAACAAAGUAUAGAUUAAUAAUAAAUAUGCUUAUUAUAAUAUAGUUAUAAGUUAUAUAGACGUAAUAUGUAUAUCACGUUUGUAAUGACUCAUCUAAGUAUAUACAGCUAGAAUCACAUAAAGUAUAAAACCGUCGUCAGUCACAUCGAAGUAAUCAAAAUGAGACUACUUGUGUCAUUUAUUACGACAAUCGUAAUAUUAAUAACAAUUUGUGAUGUAGAAUCAUUCGAUCAUAUGCAACGCCUGUACCAACUGAUGCAUGAAAAAAACAUAACUGCGCCAAAAAUUCGUGAUUAUGGAAAUAUUACCAAACAUUGUAAAAAUACAACGAAAAAGUGUUUAUGGAAAUGUUGCAACUUUGGAGAAUCAGUCAGAAGAAGUAAAUGUAUUCCAAGCAAACUGGACAAUAUACUAAAUGAUGUUGUGAUAUAUGAUUCGGACCUACAGCAGACAGACAAAGAUCUCCUAGACACAUUCCACUUAGUUCCGAAUCAUUUUUCUCAUAAACAGUUCAGGAUAUAUAAAUUUCGUUUAAAUAUUUUAUUUGAAACUUAUUUAUCAGAGAAUGGCAUCGUAAUCAUCGAAAUGUACAACGAGUUUUACCGAUUUUAUAAAAUUGACGUGAACAGUUUCUGUAUAGAUGUAAAUGUAAUGACACAAAAAGUCGUAAUCUAUGGAGUUAUUUAUAAUGAAAAUGACGACAUUCCGGAACUAAAUACAGCUUCACACUAUUACAGAAUAAUAGCGCUGAUACUGUGCACAAUAUUGCUGAUAUUUGUCAUAGCAAUAUACUGCAUCCAUCCACAUCUUCGGGACCUCCACGGCAUGUUAGUGACGACUCUCCUCUGCUGCUACCUCGGCAAAACUACUAUAGAAAUCAUACAUCACAUUAAUAUCAUUCAACGCGAGUUUUAUUCAAUUCUGGAAUCAUUGCAUAUUUUCUUUAAUUUGACCAUAUUUUCAUUCACCAAUGUGAUGUUUCAUAAUGUAUGGGAAUCAAUAAGAUCAGAAAGAAACGCAGUGAAUAUGCGUCAAAAUAAAUUAAAACAAUACUUCAAAUACAUCGCAUAUGGUUUUGGUCUUCCUCUGAUUCUAACAAUAACCAUUUCAAUUAUUAAUUUUAUUGACAUGACAUCUAUUCCAUGGUUUAUUACACCUAAAUUUUAUAGAAGACAGACUUGUAUAGGAAAGGAGAUGAUCUUGUACAUUUAUAUCCCCAGGCUGGUCAUGUUCUUGUACAAUAUAUGUCUAUGUUGUUUAAUUAUACCAAAGGCGUACGAGGGAUUUUUCGGAAGCCUUUCGAUGACUUAUACUACCAACGAAGCGAUCAAAUAUGAUAAAAUAAGAUUCUCGCAAUACAUGAAACUUAUGACGUUUAUGACAAUUUCGGAGGCUGCGAAUGCUUAUAAUGUAUGGUUCAUGAAGCUGUACGGAAUAGUAUCAACUAAUAAGUGGCUUUUAGGAGUCGUCAUUGUUCUCAUAUUUCUACGUGGAAAAAUAAAAGGGUGCUAAAAGAAAAAGUCCUUCAACUUCUGUACGCUAAAAUAUGAUCAGCAUGACAGAGAUGCAAUGAAAACAAUAACAAAAUACAUAUAUCACGAUAAGUGAUAUAAUUUUCUAUGGUAAGUGUUAUAAAGUAACAACUUUCCACGAUUUUCAUUCAUUCUGCAGAAGACAGAAGGUUACAAAUUGCACAAACUAAUUUAAGAUCCUGAGGGGGAGGCCUUUGUCAGCAGUGGACGUCGUCUGGCUAUUGUUGAUGAUGAUGAUUAUGAAUUUAAGAUCUGUACAACAGAAACUAGUGUCAGUAAUUAUUUUUAAGUUUUUAUGUUUUAACUGUAAUAAAUAUGGACCAUGAAAUAAAUUGUAUUAUUUUUUACCCCCGUCGAGA